Messenger RNA from Adineta steineri, 705 nucleotides. Lineage: Eukaryota; Metazoa; Rotifera; Eurotatoria; Adinetida; Adinetidae. The record is from the annotation of a GenBank genome assembly.
AUGACUAAGAUAAGUUUUAAAACAAAUAUAUUUUAUUGUAUUAUGUUGAUGUUCUCAACGACUGCUGCUCAAAAACCAUGGGAAGCUGUACCUCGUACCGAUGCUCCUUGGCUCACAUUUCAUCAAGCGUAUGUUCAGCAAGCAGCACAAGCUGGUGCAAACAUUAAAGUAAUGUUUUAUGGUGAUUCAAUCAUACAACGUUGGGGAAUAGAAGGUCUUCAAAUUUGGCUGGCUAAAUAUCUACCAAGAGGUUCCGUUGAUAACGGUAUUGAAGGUGAUAUUACUCAAAAUGUUUUGUGGCGUAUUCGUAAUGGUGAGCUCACUGGUUUGAAUCCAAAACUGGUUGUUCUUAUGAUCGGCACAAACAAUAUUAAUCAAGCAACACCGGAUGAAAUUGCCGUCGGUGUGCAAACUAUUUGUCAAGAAUUUCGACAACGACUUCCUAACACACGCAUUCUCCUAUUAGGUCUUACGCCAAGAUCAGAUGGAACCGCUGUUAGUGAUAUUAUAGCUCUGAUCAAUAGUAAAUUGAUCAAUCUUGAUAAUGGUUACUGGAUUCGUUUUCUUAACAUGAUUUCGUCAUUUGAAAUAUCGCAUACACAAGUGAAACCGGAACUCUAUAUAGAUUCUCAUCAUCUUACUGAAGCUGGCUACCAAACUUGGUACACAAUAAUGGAACCAUUGUUUGCUGAAAUGAUUCAAUGA